Molecule: messenger RNA, 7532 nt
Organism: Homarus americanus (American lobster)
Lineage: Eukaryota; Metazoa; Arthropoda; Malacostraca; Decapoda; Nephropidae
Gene: Pgant1
Product: polypeptide N-acetylgalactosaminyltransferase 1-like
Exons: 9
Coding region: 127-1173 (348 amino acids)
Cellular component (GO): Golgi apparatus
Source: RefSeq, a predicted model, not a curated record
UUGGUGAAGCUUGUGAGACUAAAGGAACGCCACGGCCUUAUUCGUGCCAGAUUAGCCGGAGCUCGGGUGGCUACAGGGGAUGUGCUCAUCUUUCUCGACUCUCACUGUGAAGCCAAUGAAAAAUGGAUGGAACCAUUGCUUCAGAGAAUAAAGGAAAGUCGAUCAGCUGUUCUUGUUCCCAUCAUUGAUGUUGUUGAUGACAAGACUCUUGAGUAUUACCACGGCAAUGGACGAUAUUUCCAGGUUGGUGGAUUUACAUGGAGUGGACACUUUACAUGGAUUGACAUCAGUGAAGAGGAGCAAAAGAGAAGAGGCAGCCCUGUUGGCCCAACAAGAUCUCCCACGAUGGCUGGUGGGUUGUUUGCUAUUGAACGUAACUACUUCUGGGAAAUUGGAAGCUACGAUGAUGGAAUGGAUGUUUGGGGAGGAGAAAACUUGGAGAUGUCUUUCAGAGUGUGGAUGUGUGGUGGCACUUUGGAGACUAUACCAUGUUCCCGUGUUGGACAUAUAUUCCGUUCCUUCCAUCCUUACACCUUCCCUGGUAACAAAGACACCCAUGGACUAAACACAGCACGACUGGCAGAUACCUGGAUGGAUGGUUACAAGCGGCUCUUUUUCCUCUACAGGCCAGAGUUAGAGCAUGCAGACUAUGGAGAUGUGAGUGAAAGGAAAGAACUCAGGAACCGCCUUCAGUGCAAGAGCUUCAAGUGGUACUUGGAUAACAUUUACCCACAGAAGUUUAUCCUUGAUGAAGAUUCCGUUGCUUAUGGACGGGUACGAAACAUUGGAAUGAGUGUGUGUCUUGAUACCCUUGAACGUGAAGAUUUGGACAAGAGUGAUUACACCCUCGGCUUAUACUCUUGCCAACAUGCACCUCUCCGCAAUGAGUUCAUGUCCCUGUCAAAAAAGGGAGAACUUCGUAGAGAGGAGGUCUGUGCUGAGGUACCAAGCUUCUUCAUGCGGUCAACAGAAAAAGUUCGAAUGACUUCCUGUCAUGGACAGCGAGGCAACCAAGAAUGGAUAUUGACACAGACUGGUCAUCUAGUGCACAAGACCACAAAUAAAUGCCUUGACAGAGGUGACAAGCAGUCCAUGGAUGAUGUGUUUGUGACAGAUUGUGCAAAUUCACGGACACAACAGUGGUGGUUUGAUCACUAUGUUGUAGGUUAUUGAGGGUAACGUACUUUUAUGACCAUAAAUAUUAUCAAUUACAAUACUCUUGCAUAAAAUUUGGUUCUACAGUUCAGAUGCACGGGAAAACAUAUACUAAAUAUUGUAAAUGAUAACUCUAAAUGAAAAAAAUAUAUAUAUUUCCUGUUCAUUUUUAUAUGAAUGUCGCUGUAUAGAAGAACAGGUACAGUACUUUGAAGGUCUAUCCCUUCUGAUAUCUAUGGUCCUUAAGAUCAUAUGUGUAGUAACAUGUACUGCUGGUAAGGCAGCUAGUCACGUGAGGAGCUGUACAUUGCAAGGCUCCUACCUUGGUAAUUUAGCUGUUCCCAGAAAGGUAAACAUACUGUUUAUGCAGAUGCAAGUUGAUAUUUUGAGAAUAUAUGUUUUGUGAUAUUUAAUGCUUGAGAUAUAUAAUGCAGUAAGCUCUUGAUAUUACUUUCUCCAUCUAUAGCAACAAACAAAUGCUAUUAAUAACUUGAAAAUUUUGAAGUUUUAGCAAUAUGAAUCUAUUCUUGAAAUUGGUUAUCAAGAUUUGUUUUUCUUCAAAACCAAAUACAGUAUCAUGAGAAUUACAGUAAGUGCAUAGAAAAUACAUUUUAUCAGCCAAGGAAUUUGGAAACAAGAAACUAGGCAAGAAGUAAUUUCUGAAUUCCUCAGUAUUUUAAAGCAAUUUUUAAAAUUUUUGUCAUGGUGGUAAGAGGUGAGUGACAUUAAUAAAGAACCCACCUGAAGAUCAACUCAUUUAAUUUAAUUUUUUUUUAUCCCUACUAUGAUACAUGGGUACUGGAAGUCAUCAAAACAAAAUGCCAUAACCUGUACAGUAUAUUGAUAUAAGAGAUCGUUGCUUUACUGUACUUUGCUAUGUAACCCUUCAGAGAAAUGGCUUUUAAUGUCAAUUUUAUUUAUUUUUUUUAAAUCUGAAGUAUCAUAGUUUCAAAGGAUUUCCAAGUGUGUUUUGUCACUAAAUUAAAAAAAAAUUCAUAUACCCUGUAUUCAUAUUGUAUUUCCUGUAAUAUGUGCAGAAAACUUUUUUAAGCAUAGUGUAUCACUUCACAGUGCUGGAUGUGCCGGAAAUUUAGUGAUUAAUGAAUACUUUAGCGAGUCUUUGAAAAAAUAAGUAGCAUUUUGUGCAAAAUUGUGAAAUCUGAGUAUCAGUAAUUUAAAAAAAUUGCUUGAUUUGAAGUUUAUUCUGAUACACUGGGGAUAUCUGAAAUUAUUGUAAAAAAGAAAAAAAAACGACUUUCAAAGUGAAUAACUUCAAGCAUACAGAAACAUAUAUUUUACAUGUUACAGUAUAAUGAUUAUUACUGAAAUCACUUCUAGGUGAAGUAUCAGCUGAGUUACCUCUCACACUAUAGCAAUCAAAUUUGUGAUUUCACUCGUCUCUGAAGACAUUUUAUCAAAACAAAAGAGCAAUAAAAUUACAAUUUAUAAGGCACAGUGAUUUAAAAGAAGAAACAGUAUUUCAUAAAACUAUUUAUAGGAAUGACAGUGCUCAAUAGAUUUUUAAAUAACUUUAGGAAAACUUUGAUUAUAUAAUUAAUUUGAAAUAUUUUCACUGUUAAGGUGAUAGGUUGGCAUGGAAUGAAUUUACAUUUUGUUAGUUAAUUAAGAAGUUUCAAGCUAAUUUUGUAAAGCUUUUAACUGAAGGUUAGAAUAUGACUAUAUACAAUAGAUAUCCAAACAUAUCCUAGUUAAUUGCAUGUGAUUCAUGAGUAACAAAUCACUUUAUGAUAUUCUUGGUUAUUUGUAGUUCUGUAGUAGCAUAAUAAUUACAGCAGUUACCAGUCAGACUGCUGUCAUGUCAGGGGUGUGCUGUACAGAAAAUAGUUGACUUCCUAACACAAACUGUUUCUUUUCAAGAACUGUACUCAUUAACAGAUUAUGCUGUUAUAAUACUUAGUGUUGUUGUUGAUAUUUUAUAAGAAGAUUUUGCAUAUUUGUUCUGGAAUAGCACCAAGACAGUAUUAUAGGUGCCUUUAGGCUACCUCUUUUUGGUGUUAUAAUAUUUAUAACAUCUGUCAUUCCAUCCAAACCUAUGUUAUCUGCUUACUCCUCCUCUUUAUCUGGGAUCUUUAGUAAAUGUUACAGCUAAAACUAAUAUAUGUCUUUUAAGUCUUCAAAAGAUGGGGUUAGUUCCACAGUGCAUAUUUUAUUCUGAUUUUGCUUUUAACCGAGUUUUUAAAAGCAAACGUUAGCGUUUACAUUUGAACCCAAUAUUACACCAUAUUGUCACUCAUAUGAUUAGCUUUAGACUUCAACACUAAAAUGUUCAAUUUGAUUACUGCCACACAUACGGACUUCAUACAUUCAUCUUCUCUUCAUCCUCACUACUUGAAUUAAUAUAAUUGUCCUCAAAAUUGUACUUAUACAGUAGAUAGAAUCACAGUUUUUGCAUCUUCUGUGUAAUAUUAAAUUUUUACAGUCCUUUUGAGACUUAGUUUUGCAAAUGGAUUGGAUAGUGGGUGUCUGACAGUGUGUUGCACCUGUGUCUCAAUAUGGUAAUGACUAGCUUUGCAUACACAUUACACAGGGUCAGUUAAGCAACCAUACAUUACAGAAACUGUGUCCAGAAAAUCACAUAACUAAUAUUGAUAUAUGUUUAUCAUAACCCUAGAAAUGGCAAAGUAUGUGUACAGUAAACCCUCGAAAGUCUGGACCCCGUAAGUCCAGAUUUCAGAUAGUCCGGACCCUUUCCAGGCAAGAAACAUUUAUCCAAACCCUUAAAUAUUUGUCUGUUUGUAAUUCUCGCGUGCACAAUCAUUUGAAAUUUCCUCCAGUGAACACCCCCUUGAGGCCUCUCUCCUCCUCUUGGAGCCAUGAGUGAGCAGUUUAUUGCCCAUGCUUAGAAUGGACUCACCCAUAAUGCUGCACUGUGACUGGUUAACUUCUCUCAAGCUGCAAGGCUUGCUUCCCCUUAUUUGCCACAGAAAAAAUGGUAAGAUUUUAGGUAAAAUAAUUCAAACAAUGGUGAUAGUAAUCCUUCUGGGAAGAGAGCAGAAGAUGAGCGCAUAUUGCAUCAGCCAAAUGCCAAACACAUGUGCGUGCACACACACACACACACACCAUCUAGGCUUUAUUAUUUUGAUGUUAAAAUUCAAAUUGUCAUUUUUUUCUAUUAUUUAAUAUCUUAUAUUAUUAAUGGUAAAACAUACACCAUAAUAGGCUGAUCAUACAGUCAGAGAAUAUAAUAAUGCAUAAAUAAAAACAAACUGGUGAAUGCGGCAACGGCCAGUCCCACCCCCACAGCACGAUUACUCAUGAAGUGUCAUCUCUUGUAUCUAUUAGCUCUCGUUCGGCGUACUGUAUAUCGGAUCUGAUUAGACCACUGUACAAUAUCCCCAUUAAAGACAAUACAGUAUACAUGUACUUGUAUAUUUUAAUAUAUAAGGUAAUACAGGUCCACCACCGAUUUUCUGGCACCUUUGGUUCCUAAGCCUUGCCGGACCAUCCUUUUGCCGGAUUAACAGAGGUCAUACACCUCUGACCCACUAGCUAUACACCUCCCAGUAUCUUUAAAGCGCCAUUGCAAUUUCAUGACGCUUCUUAAACCUUGGAAGCCAUCCUUCACUAUAGUCACAGUUAUGUUCUAAGUUAAGUUCUUCAUGGAACACCUUUGCCUGUUUCAUUAUCAUGCUAUCUGACAAUUCCACUUCUUCAAUGCGACGUUGUCGAAUCCAUUCCAUCAUCACUCUAUCAUGUUCAGUACAGUAUACUCUUACUGUCUUACAUUGUUUUCUAAAGCACAUUUUCUUCUUGGAAUCACUUUCUGCAUAGAAUCUCAUUACUUUUUCUCUUUGCUUCUUUAUAUCAUACACAGUUGACAAACCAAUACCAUACUGAUCACACAGCUGUCGCACCAAACACCACGGUCAAGUUUUCUCAAGAGUUCCACCUUACCUUGUAUCAAUAUGGACAGGGGUUUAUGCUCUACAGCACCUCUGACACUUGUACUUGCCUUUGAAGCCAUAGCUGGGGUUAAAUAUGUGCAAAAUAAGCUAAGAAUCACACAAAAUCAAGGGCUACCACCAGCAACUGCAGAGUAAACAAACAAAGUGAGCGUGGUUAACACGCAACGCCAUCUGUGGCAGCCCAGUAAACUAAUCUGGAGGUCGCGAGAAUUUCAAGUGCCCUUUCAUAAUUGUGUCUAGAUUAAAAGAGGUGCCCAGGACCAUCCGUUCCCGGAAAAUCGGUGGUGGACCUGUGUAUUAAAAAAAAGCCGGUUUUGGUGAAACCAAGAAACACUUUUUAAUUCAGACACUAAGGAAAACCGUCAUCCUAAUGAGCAUUUAUCAUUUUCAUUUGUUGACUAACCCAAGAAAGCCGUUAAAACUACGCUUAAUAUUUACCAGUGCGAGAAACACUUUCUUAUCAGGGAAAUUUAAUUCGACUGGUCAUAUGAGUACAUUAUUGUUAUUCUAAAUUAUUAUCCUAGAUUGUUUCACACACAGAACAGCAUUACAGGUUGUUUGAAUAACACUAAACACAGGUGGUUCUAUAUGACUGAAGUUUGUUGUGUAUACAAAAGUUUUAUAUAUUGUGCUGUUUUAGCCAUACUUUUUAAUGAGCACAUUUUUACACUUGUUGACUGUAAAUGUAAAGAUCAUUGUUAAAAAAAGGCAGAAAGGUUCCUGGGACCAUGUUUGCAUUUUAUUAUUAGAUUUGUUUCCAUUUUAUAUACUGUAUAUAUCUUAAGGACAAAUUUUCACAACAUAGUUUUCAUAUUUUUAAUAUAUACCAAUUUUUUCCUAAGUUUUGGUUAUUGGAAUCAAUACAGGGGGUCCCUGGGUAACAAACAAGUUCCGUUCCUGAGGACAUUUUUAAGUCAAAGAUGUACAUAAGUCGGAACACAUACCCUAUGUGUACUAUAUCAUAGCUUAAGUCGAAUCACUUACCUUUAACUGAUUAAACCACCCCCUACUAGCGAUAAAAUCUUCCCCAUCACUUUCACGACCAUGUGCAGCUUUCAAAACAGUGCAAACUUCUUGCAUUUUCCUGAAUCAAGGCUAGACUUAGAGGCAAAUGCCGUUGAUUUUGAUCUUCCACCCAUAUCACUAACAAUCUUUCCAUUUCAAUAAACAAUCCACUUCUUUGUUUUGUUAUCAUAGUUGAGUGAAUUGGUGUAUAGUAGAUCCUUUUACAUGUUCAAGAAUUUUCUGUUUGUCUUUCAAAAUUUUUUCGAUUGUUGGCAAACUGAAACCCAACUCUUUACCAAUGACUGAGGGUGGUUCACCUGUUUCAGAACAUUUAAGUACAUCAACUUUCUCUUCCAUUGUAAUUGUUUUCCUUUUCUUGGAUGCAUUACUAUCACUUGCACUAGGUUUGCAUUUGGAAGCCAUGAUGAGGGCAGAAAAAGAGUAAAUAAGCAAAAAACAACAAUUUGUUCUUGAUCACACACAUUACUGAUGCUCCCUCAAGGCACAUGGUUGGGUGAUGCAUUACUCCCCACCCGCUGCUAUGCCACGCACACUAGUUCUCAUACAUUAUUGCUAUGAACCAGUUGUACCUAUGUCGGAUUCUUAAAAUAAUUGACCUUAUGGGACCUCGUUCAUAUCAGCAGGUGUUCGUAAGUCGGACGUUUGCAAGUCAGGGACCCCCUGUUGUUCAUAAUUGUUGCAUAAUCUGAUGUACUAAAUUUAAUUGUUAGCAUUUUAAAAUUUCUUAUAAAUCAUCUAGUAAUUGUGAAUUAUAAAAUUUAGCUUCAGAUCCUAAUUUUGGUUCAUUAACUUGGUGAGAAUACAGUUUUAGGGCUAUGUACAGAAAUUACUCAAAAUAUUUAGAUGUUCAUACUGUACAGUACUUUUCGAACCAUACCAGCCAAAGCCAGUGGCAUACUUCACAACUAUUUUUGUCUAUUUUCAUACCUACUUGAUUUAUGAAUAUGUUUGAGUAAAAAACAUUAUUAUGUAUUCUAUGAAUCUGUAUGAAAGUAUAUGAACAUGAAAUAUUCAUUAUGCACUGACCUACUUUACUGUGUCAUGUUUAUGUAUUCUUCAUGAAUAACAGCCUUAAAAUGUUAUACUCCAUUGUUAAUUCAUAAAUUAAUUAUUAGUAAAAAGUUCUUCGGUAAGUAUAAAGUGUUUGUUUUUAUAAAUGAUAUAACUGCUUCAAUUGUAAAUACAGUACAUGUAGUUAGAACAUCAUAUUACAACAAUUCUGCUUGGUCUGCAUACUUUAAAAAUAUUUUUAAUGACACUGGGAACUGAGGAAUCAUUGAUAGCUGUAAGGUGAUUAAUAUAAUUAUGAAUGUGGGCUCUGAUAACCUGACCAUACUAUUGUGAUAACUGAUUAUCCCUUAUUUUUGCACCAUGAUGUGUGCACGAAGUGAAGGAUGAGGGUGUGAUUAAAGGCUAUUUUUCAUA